ACGUCUUGGGGAAAAGGAAGCGGACGGGACCGCGAAUCGCUGUCUGUUGCUUUUUAUUUUUCUGCUGACUGGAUUUGGUCACUGGUUCUUCGUCUUUUGUCUGUUGCACGCAUCCCGCCCUCCCCAUUUGCUUCCCCACUCCUCGGAUCCGGCCCUCUGGGCUUUCACGCCAGUUGUCUCACCCCGCCGUGAGCCCCUCCUGGUCCCCGGUCGGGCCUGGCACGGAGGCGGUAACUAUGGAGAAUAUGGCGGAGGAGGAGCUGCUGCCCCAGGAGAAGGAGGAGGAGGUGGAAGUGGCCCAGGUCCAGGUCCCGACCCCAGCCCCGGACUCGGCUCGGGUCCCAGCUCCGGCCCCGGAUUCGGCUCCGGCCUCGGCCCCGACUCCGGCCUCGGCUCCAGUCCCAGCCCCUGCCCUGGCCCAGGCUCCGACCCUGUCCCCGUCCCUAGCCUCUGCCCCUGAUGAGGCUGAAAGCAAGAGACACAUCUCGAUUCAAAGGCAGCUUGCUGAUCUAGAGAAGUUAGCUUUCGUAACUGAAGGGGAUUUUGACUCUGCCAGUUCACUGAACUCAGAUAAUCUUGAUGCAGGAAACAAACAGGCUUGUCCAUUGUGCCCCAAGGAAAAAUUCAGAGCUUGUAAUAGUCAUAAGCUUCAUCGUCACCUUCAGAAUUUACACUGGAAAGUCUCAGUUGAAUUUGAAGGUUACAGGAUGUGCAUCUGUCACUUACCUUGUCGACCAGUGAAACCAAACAUUAUUGGAGAACAGAUAUCCAGUAAAAUGGGAGCCCAUUAUCAUUGUAUUAUUUGUUCAGCAACAAUCACCAGAAGGACGGAUAUGCUAGGACAUGUUAGGCGCCAUGUGAAUAAAGGAGAGACUAAAUCCACGUAUAUUGCUGCUUCUGCUGCCAAACCACCUAAUGAAAUUUUGAAAGAGGCAGACACAGAUGUACAAGUUUGUCCCAACUAUUCUGUACCUCAGAAAACAGAUUCCUAUUUUAAUCCCAAAAUGAAACUAAAUCGGCAGCUAAUAUUCUGUACACUGGCUGCUUUGGCUAAGGAACGAAAACCUUUGGAAUGUCUAGAUGCCUUUGGAGCUACUGGGAUAAUGGGAUUACAAUGGGCAAAACACCUUGGAAAUGCAGUCAAGGUUACAAUUAAUGAUUUGAAUGAAAACUCUGUGACGUUGAUUCAGGAGAACUGCCAGUUAAACAAAUUGAAAGUGGUGGUGGACAGUAAGGAAAAGGAAGAGAGUAAUGAUAUUCCUGAAGAAGGAGAGGAAAACUUUGGUAAUAUUAAGGUGACCAAAAUGGAUGCCAACGUACUGAUGCAUUUGAGAUCUUUUGAUUUCAUACACCUAGACCCUUUUGGAACAUCUGUGAACUAUCUUGAUUCUGCAUUCAGAAAUAUAAGAAACCUUGGCAUAGUGUCAGUGACUUCUACAGAUAUCAGUUCUUUAUAUGCCAAGGCACAACAUGUUGCCCGGCGUCACUACGGCUGUAACAUUGUCCGAACUGAAUAUUACAAGGAGCUAGCAGCCAGAAUUGUUGUAGCUGCAGUGGCAAGAGCUGCAGCCCGAUGUAACAAAGGCAUAGAAGUACUGUUUGCAGUGGCUCUGGAACAUUUUGUAUUGGUUGUUGUGAGAGUUUUGAGGGGGCCUACUUCUGCAGAUGAAACAGCCAAGAAGAUUCAGUACCUAAUCCAUUGUCAGUGGUGUGAAGAGAGAAUUUUUCAGAAGGAUGGUAAUAUGGUAGAAGAAAACCCAUAUAGACAGCUACCCUGUAACUGUCAUGGAAGCAUGCCUGGAAAGACAGCAAUAGAACUUGGACCUCUAUGGUCAAGUUCCCUUUUCAAUACUGGAUUCCUCAAAAGAAUGCUAUUUGAAUCUCUUCACCAUGGUUUAGAUGACAUUCAGGCCCUAAUAAAGACAUUAAUCUUUGAGUCAGAGUGUACUCCUCAAAGUCAGUUUUCAGUUCAUGCACCUUCAAAUCUCAACAAGCAAGAAGAAUAUGGUGUAUUUAUUAAAACUACAGAUGAUACCACAACAGAUAAUUACAUUGCACAAGGAAAGAGAAGAAGUAACGAAACAACCACAAAUUUAGCCAAGAGGCAAAAGACUGAUGUCAAUACUGAACAUCCUCCCUUUUAUUACAACGUCCACAGACACAGCAUUAAAGGAAUGAAUAUGCCAAAGUUAAAAAAGUUUUUGUGCUGUCUUUCUCAAGCAGGCUUUCGAGUAAGCCGAACUCAUUUUGACCCGAUGGGUGUCCGUACAGAUGCACCUCUAAUGCAGUUUAAAUCUAUCCUUUUAAAGUACAGCACCCCCACCUACACUGGAGGACAGUCAGAGGGCCAUGUCCAACCAGCGUCCGAAGAUACAGUAGCCAACAGGGUUGAAAUGUCAGUGAAUGACAAAGCAGAAGCAAGUGGCUGCAGAAGAUGGUAAAUGUAAAAGAAGUUUGUUCCCAGAUGUCUGUGUUGAUGGCCUAAUAGUUCUCUAUAUCAACUGUAGUGCUUUUUCUAUUCUUUCAAUUCAGUUGUGUAAAAAUAAAAAAAACAGUGCUGUUUUCAUUCAGAAAAUUAGCAGUUUCUAACUUAGCUGGUUUGGGAGCUAUGCUUUCCAAGUUUUUCUUAUUUUAAAGAAAACUUAAAAUUUUAAUGAAAACAUUUCAUGUGAAGCCAAGUUUGUGACUGAGAUCACCCUGCUGUUUAAUACUCAGAAAAUUUUCACAUGCAAGGUGUUUGGAAUUUUAUGUAUGUCAUGGAAGCCAUCCUUUACUAUACUUAAUCACAUCUAUACUUAAACUGAUUCAUGAUAUUUAUGUUUUUCUGUUUGUAGUGUAUAAGAUGAAGCCAGAGCCUUUUAUUAAAAUGACCCGAAAUAGAAUAGGAGGAACAAUGUCCUUUCAGGUCACUAAUAUAUUUUUUCACAAAUACAAGCUAAAAUAUAUUCCCAAUUUCAAGAAAUCAUACCUCUCCCCACAUUGAUCUUUCAUUACUAGCUUUUGAGAAAUUAAAUAGUUGCCUGAGAUAGAAAUACAUUUUCUUAUAAGUUUAAGGUCUACAUGACUAAACUUCAGAGUAAGAUUUUGUUAAGGUAAAUUGAGACCACUGUUCUUAUAUAGUGAUUGUUCACAAGCACUAAAUUCUGGAGGAGAGAUUUUGUUAUGAAUUAAACAAACUGGGUGAUCUCACGUGCCUCAGUUAAUGCACAUACAAUAUUCAUUUGCUUGGUUGUCUACCUCUCAGGAGUAAAACUUGUCACCUUAUGACUUUAUGAAGUGAGGAUUUUCUUGUUUUUUGGUGUGUGUAUGUGCUAAUUUUUUGUACAAGUAGCUCAGGCUAACAUGACUAUGAAAAUUAGUUGGAAAAAAAAAUCUCAUUUCCAUUAAUAAAUAUUGUUCUUGCUUCAUUUGAAUAUAA
Balaenoptera ricei (Rice's whale) is the source of this 3418-nucleotide messenger RNA. RefSeq names its product tRNA methyltransferase 1 like (gene TRMT1L). Bases 237 to 2441 code for a protein of 734 amino acids. NCBI's taxonomy places the organism in Eukaryota, Metazoa, Chordata, Mammalia, Artiodactyla, Balaenopteridae. Gene Ontology annotation, biological process: tRNA N2-guanine methylation. The record is from RefSeq and is a predicted model, not a curated record. The transcript has 15 exons. Gene Ontology annotation, cellular component: nucleus. Gene Ontology annotation, molecular function: RNA binding.